UUAAUAAAAUAACGCUCAUGAUAUUAGCACAAUGCUUUAGUUUUAUUAAAGCAGGCUGUGUUCUAGCCUAGCUCUUUUAUUUCAUCAAAAUUUUAAAAGUCCGUCCACUAUGCUGGUGAGCUGCCCGAUUGUUAGUCCAGUUAAGAAACUGGUUGCAGAACUCAAGAAGCACCACAUCAUACCCAAGCUGUUGGUCUGCAAACCCACGGAGGUGAUCACUGUGCUAUAUCCCUGCGACAUUGUGAUCACUCCGGGCAUAACUGUGGUUAUUACCGAGGUGGUCAACCAGCCAAUCAUCCGGUUCAAGGCCGACCUGGAGCGGUUCUAUACGCUGAUGAUGAUCGACCUGGACGUGCCACCGAACAGCGAGUGGCUCAUCUGGCUGGUGGGCAACAUUCCGGGCUGCGAUGUGGCCUUGGGCCAGACGCUCGCGGCUUACCACAACCGACGGUCCAUGGAGGGUAAAAGCAUCCAUCGAAUCGUCUUCCUGGCCUACAAGCAGUAUCUGGAGCUGGACUUCGACGAGAUCCUCAUUCCCGAAGGCGACAAUACGCGUCGCACCAAGUUCAAUUGCCACCGAUUUGCGCGGAAGUACGCCUUGGGCAACCCCAUCGCCGUCAAUUUCUAUCAGGCCGAAUGGGAGUGGCGAUGGACACCCCAGUUUAUGAGCGUGGAACACGAAAUCGAAUAAAGUGGCCAAGUGUAACACGUUUCUGUACUUGUUUUGUGUUUGAAAGGAUUUUUAAAAAAGGA
Drosophila rhopaloa is the source of this 753-nucleotide messenger RNA. RefSeq names its product protein D2. The coding region runs from base 110 to 691 and encodes 193 amino acids. NCBI's taxonomy places the organism in Eukaryota, Metazoa, Arthropoda, Insecta, Diptera, Drosophilidae. The transcript has a single exon. The record is from RefSeq and is a predicted model, not a curated record.